Molecule: messenger RNA, 1069 nt
Organism: Calidris pugnax (ruff)
Lineage: Eukaryota; Metazoa; Chordata; Aves; Charadriiformes; Scolopacidae
Gene: CLTA
Product: clathrin, light chain A
Exons: 7
Coding region: 80-796 (238 amino acids)
Biological process (GO): intracellular protein transport; clathrin-dependent endocytosis; clathrin coat assembly
Cellular component (GO): plasma membrane; clathrin coat of coated pit; synaptic vesicle membrane
Molecular function (GO): structural molecule activity; clathrin heavy chain binding
Source: RefSeq, a predicted model, not a curated record
CGCGCUGAUUUCUGCUGCAGGCGCAGGCGCGGAGGCCGCAGUCGCUCGCGCUCCGGUGCUGCCGUCGCUUCUCGUGCCCAUGGCCGAUCAGGAGCUUUUCGGUGCCCAGCCGCAUUCCGCCGCCGGCGGUAACGGGGCGCUGGCCGACGCCGACGAGGAUCCUGCCGCCGCUUUCCUGGCGCAGCAGGAGAACGAGAUCGCGGGUAUCGAGAACGAUGAGGGCUACGACAUCCUGGAGGACGGCGAGGUGCCGGACGACCUCGACUUGGAUGCUGCUGAUGAAGUGGUUAACAGAAAUGACUAUGAGAAGAUUAAUGGUCCAACAAACUGUGUGACCGUAUCCCAAGUAGAUCGACUGCAGUCAGAACCGGAGAGUAUUCGUAAGUGGAGAGAAGAGCAAAAGGAGCGCCUGGAGCAACUUGAUGCGAACUCACGAAAGCAGGAAGCAGAAUGGAAAGAGAAAGCAAUAAAGGAGUUGGAGGAGUGGUAUGCAAGGCAAGAUGAAAAGCUCCAGAAAACAAAAGCCAGCAACAGGGUGGCAGAUGAAGCUUUCUUCAAACAACCCUUCGCUGACGUGAUUGGUUAUGUCACAAACAUAAAUCAUCCUUGCUACAGCCUAGAACAGGCAGCUGAAGAAGCCUUUGUGAAUGAUGCAGAAGAUGUUUUUCCGGGCACUGAGUGGGAACGUGUGGCUCAGCUCUGUGACUUUAAUCCCAAGUCUAGUAAGCAGGCAAAAGAUGUGUCCCGCAUGCGUUCGGUCCUCAUCUCACUCAAGCAGGCUCCGCUGGUUCGCUGAAGGAAAGUACAAUGGAAACACUACAAAUGCAAUAUCUUAACCGUACUCGGAGAAGCUAUGUUUGCAGUAACUGGAUUAAUUGUUUCAAUGUUUUUUUUGGACCAAACCUCAUGAUGUAUCUAGAGCUGAUCAUUGUUUGAUUGCAUGUUUUUCCUCAUGUUUCCUUUUUGUGUCUGAAAUGGGAGAACCUCCAAAACUGUAGUCUCUGUGCUGUUGUGCACUGAGAUGUCACUUCCCACAUUACUGAUAUUAAAGAUCUGUUUAACAGCAAAA